AUGGAGCCGCGCGCCGGCUGCCGGCUGCCCGUGCGGGUGGAGCAGGUCGUCAAUGGCGCGCUGCUGGUCACCGUGAGCUGCGGGCCGCGCCGCUUCGCCGGGAUCCUGCUGGACUGCACCAAAAAGUCCGGCCUCUUCGGCCUGCCCCCGUCCACUCCACUGCCCCAGGCUGAGGACGCCCCUGUCAAUGGCUGCCAGGACCCAGCCGCCACUGAGGGGGACCCAGAGGCGAUGCAGCUGGGAACUGGCCCGCCGCCUCCUCCUCCUCCUCCGCCUUCCUGCCCUGAGCCGCCCCCGCCCCUGGUGCCGCCGCUGCCCGCCGGAAGCCUGCCCCCCUUCCCGCCAUAUUUUGAAGGCGCCCCCUUCCCGCCCCCACUCUGGCUGAGGAACACCUACCAGCAGUGGGUGCCACAGCCACCCCCCCGGACCAUCAAGAGGACAAAGAGGCGCCUGUCCCGCAACCGUGACCCCGGCCGGCUGGCCCUGAGCCCCAUCUGCCUGCGGCCACGGCGGGUGCUCUGUGAGAAGUGCAAGAGCACCCUGAGCCCCCCGGAGGCCGGCCCCGCGCCCCCGGCCACCCCCCGGCCUCGCCGGAGACUGGGCAGCGGCUCCGACCCGGACAGGGAGCUCCGCAAACACGAGGAGCCGGACGGCAGGGGUGACGCCGCGGCCUCGGCCACCCCCAGGAGAAGCAAGAGGGAGAGGCGGGAGGAGGACCAGGCGCGGGUCCCGCGGAGCCCGGCCAUCAAGAUCUCCUACAGCACGCCGCAGGGCAAGGGCGAGGUGGUGGAGAUCCCCUCCCGAGUGCACGGCUCCCUGGAGCCCUUCUGCCCGCCGCAGGCCCCGCAGGGCGCCCCGGACCCCGAGGCGGCUCGGGACAGGCCCCCCGACGGGCCCUCCGCCUCCAUCCCGAAGCUGAAGCUGUCGCGGCCCGUGCCCCCCAGUGCCGCCCUGCCGCCCCCCAAGAUCCGCCUGAAGCCCCACCGCCUGGGCGCCGGUGAGCAGGAGCCAGUCUACAGGGCCGAGCUGGUGGAGGAGCUCAACGGCCGUGGGCACGGCGCCCCGGCCAGCUCCCCUGCCCACCCUGCCUCCGGCUCUGCGCACGGGGGCGCCCUGGCGGACCUGAAUUCAGGAAGCUCUGGGGAGGACGAGGACUUGAAGACGGGUCCCCAGGGCAAACACGGGCGGGACGGCCUGGCCUUUCUCGCCAGCUGCCCGGGGAGCGGGACAGGCUAUGCCCGGGACUCACUGUGGAGCAGCGACAGCCUGGACGAGUCCAAGUCGUCCAGCUCGGAAGUCACGUCGCCGGACACGUGCGACCUCUCCUCUGGCGACGGGGUGUCGGUGCCAUCCACGUCCACGCGAGCGGGGCAGACGGUCCCGCCCCUGACGGUCCGGCUGCACACGCAGAGCAUCUCCAAGUGCGUUACCGAGGACGGGAGGACCGUGGCCGUGGGGGACAUCGUGUGGGGUCACCGACGAUGA
Pipistrellus nathusii (Nathusius's pipistrelle) is the source of this 1485-nucleotide messenger RNA. The record is from the annotation of a GenBank genome assembly. NCBI's taxonomy places the organism in Eukaryota, Metazoa, Chordata, Mammalia, Chiroptera, Vespertilionidae.